Molecule: messenger RNA, 592 nt
Organism: Cladocopium goreaui
Lineage: Eukaryota; Dinophyceae; Suessiales; Symbiodiniaceae
Source: the annotation of a GenBank genome assembly
AUGAUUAGUGAUGUGGAAGCUUUGCGCAAAGCAUUGCUAGCCAAAGUGCCCGUUGGUGCAGCUGUGCCGCUGGAUGAGUUGCGGGCCGAGCUCCGAAAGGAGUUCUCUUCGGCAACGGUGGAGAUAGGCAUGCGGCAAUUAGCAAUGCAGGGGGUGGUGGCGGUACAAGCAGGAGCUGUAUCACUGAGUAGCUCAUCUGCCACCGUCGUGCAAUCUGGGAGCCCACGAUUGCUGCAAAGCUAUGCGGACCAUGCUCUACGUGAAUCCCCUAGCCCAUUGCAAAAUCGAGAUAGCCCAUGGACCAAGGGUUACAAACGUUGGUACAAUUUCGGCCAACCUUGGUGCACGCCGGACAGCACCAAGCAGGACCAAAGAGAAGAACGGUGGUACGCCCCAGAGCCAUUCGACUUCAGGAGAGUGAAGGCCACUGACUCUGUCGCGAAGUCAUUGACGUUUGGAGAUGAGGUCCCUGCACAGCCCGUGAGUUCCAUGGCCUACCGAGCACCCAUGACCUCCUACCAGGCUGCCAGCGCCACACACUCGGAGCCGGUCCCACCGCAGCACCAUGUGGCAUCGACGCUGGCAGCUGAGG